GCAGAUCUCCAACAGCAACCUACAGUUCGACAGCAGCCACAAACCAGCACACAGAUGGUGGCCACGCCUAACAGCGGGACGUCGUCCGAGACUUCGACAUCUAGUAAUGUCGAACCAUUGCCGGUCUGUCCUGUUCAAGGGCCGAACGAGUCCAUCAUGGACUACAUUCAGAGAGUGAAGACCUAUACGGACUCACUAACCCUUGCCAAGGAACGGCAAGAUGCUACCGAAGCAGACAGACAGAGGCUGGCAGCAGAAGCUGCAGCCCAAGCCCAGCGACAAGCUGAGGCGGAGCAGUUGGAAACCGACAAGCUCAACGCCGACAGUGUCGAACUUUUGAUCUCUCAACAAGAUCAGUGGGCAACUGUACUCAACGGGAUGCGUUAUAUCCCCGUAGCAGGCGCCGAGCCAACGGCAGUACAGCAGGAGAGACAACACCUGGCAGACAUUCUACUAAGCACAGUGCGCGCAGUUAUCUGGAACAACACCAUGGGUGACCUUCAUUCCAGGUCUACACGGCAGCUGCAGCACAAUCUUAACCAUAACGUGAAGACUCUUGCAGCAUCCAUCAAGAUCGCGGACUCCCAGCUGCAACAGAUGGACACCCGCAUUGCUGCUCUGGAGGCAAGGCCUUCCCAAGCAGCGCCAGGCUGCACGACAGACACGGCGAAACAGCUCGGCGAGCGCAUCGACCAUGUCGUCAAUCUAAUCGGCGAACUAGGUGAUUUCACUAGUCCGGCCAUGAUCAGCAGCACGGUGGCCGCCAUCAAGACGGACAUCACCAAACUCGUCCUCAUCUACCUCGAUGACAUCUUGGUUUAUAGUAGGACGUUGGACGAGCACAUCGUACACCUUCACGCUGUUUUGGAUCGUUUGCGACCGGCCAAGUACAAAGCGAACCUCGACAAGUGCAAGUUCGCCAAGCAGGAGCUUGAGUACUUGGGUCACUAUGUCACGCCGAAAGGCAUUCGUUCCUUAGCAGACAAGAUCCAAGCCAUCAUGGAUUGGCCGGAUCGCGGUUGCACGACGGAUGUACGCUCUUUCAUGGGUUUGGUUGGAUAUUAUCAGCGAUUCGUCGAGUCAAACUCGAAAGUGGUCACUCCCUUGUCGAGACUUCAGUCCCCAAAGAUAGACCGAGACCGCAGAGAUCGCGAGCUGUUUGUGCGAGCAAGGAGGAUAGAUAAUUACCCCCAAAGCCCUUGCUAUGAGGCCGAUCGGGGUAGAGGCGACUCCCGCGGCCGAUGGGAGAGGGACAGCAGAUACGAGAGAUCGGACCGGGAUGGAUAUAGGGACGACAGAUACGAGAGGUCGGGUCGAGAUGGCUACAGAGGAAGUAGAUAUGAGAGAGGAGAUCGGGACUGGGAACGACAAGAUGGGUCACGCGGACGGUUUGAGCGCGGGGGAGAUGCGAGAGAGCAGCGCGACGAGACGCGUGGAUGGUACAACCGAGGGGACCGACGCGAUGAGUCACGAGGACGCUAUGACUCGGGGGACCGCCGGAAUGACUCGCAAGGGCAGUAUGAGCAAGGAGGGUCUGGAGGAGACCGGCGCAACAAUUUGCGCAGUCGGAAUGAGAGAGGGGGAUAUGGUGUCUCAUCAGAACCAUAUCCAAAGUCGCCUGACCCCAACGCUGCCAGGAAUUCGAUGUCUAGAGACGCAGACGACAGGGCGUCUACUCCCAGGAACUCAUGCGUCUACUGCAGAGGAGAAAAUCAUAUCAAGAGGGAUUGCCCGGACCUCAAACGGGCAAUAGACGAGGGGCUUGUCGUGCUUGACGACCGCAAGUACGUCAAGUGGGCAGAUGAUAUGGGAGAUGUAUCAAUGUUUCCUUCGAUGAAGGAGAACGUCGAAGCAAGGAGAAUAAAGACGAGUAAAGGAAUGGAGUCGGUCAGAAGCCAGAGCAUCAAGAUAAUCUUUGAGGGAGAUAUCGCGACCACACCCAUAAGGAUGGCAACCACCAAGUCAGCAAGAGGGUCUACAUCGAAGAAGACUGACACUGAUUAUGUGAUGACGGAGAAGGACGGGCAGCGGGUCGAUGGAGAAAAGGUUAUCCUUUCGCCGCGAAAGCGGGGAGUCAAGAAGUUCUUAAUGAAGAGUUCGUUGGACGAGAUUGACACGGUUGAGCCACUGAGGCGGGCCCUUCGACAACCAAUGCAGUGCUCUAUUCUGGAGUACCUGGCGGCAUCGAAGCCGGCUCGUGAUGAAUUACAAAUGAUCACGCGGAAGACUCGCAUACCUCUAUCAGAGGAGGGUCAGGGAGCCCCUAAAGCAGAAGCUUCUACAGUAGCGGUAACGGGGGUGACAGCCAGAGCGGAUCGCAUGGCAACAGUCCUUCUCGAUGGGAUCGAAGGUGUGCCUCCAGACAAGUUUUAUAUACUUGGUAGCGGGGCCGUAAAGACGAUUAUAAAUGAUGGAGCGAUAGUCGAUGCUGUGAUUGAUAACGGCAGUGAGGCUGUCAUCAUAGACGAGGACCUGGCAGUACAAGUUGGACUGGCCCUCGAUAGGUCAUACCUAUUCGAGAUAGAGACGGCUGAUGGGAGAAAGCAACAGAUCACUGGGGUUUGUCACAAGGCAGCCAUAGAGGUCCAAGGGGUAGGAGUGACCCUGCCUGUCUUUGCAGUCAAGAACUGUAGCUCUGACCUACUCUUGGGUCGAACGUGGCUGAGCCACGUGAAUGCGGUGACGAUAGAACGACCAGAUGGGAGUCAAACAUUGUCCAUUAGGAAGCCAGACGGGACACGGGUGAUGAUUGAGACAGUGGAGCCUCGGGACCCGAGCAACAGAGCAGCUCUCGCUGUGGGUGCAAGACCCAGUGAUCAGAUUAAGUCUUUACCUAUCUCCGGCCGCGUGGUGCGAUUUCGCGAGAAGAGAUAUGGACCACUGCUCACAGAGGAAGCAGGUAGGAUGGUGGAGGUAGAAGAUUUAGGAAGCCGGCUAAUAGUGGACGACAACUCGUACCCGAAGGGAAAAGAUGAGGAAUUUGGCGGUGUGGUAUCCGUGUCUUUUUUAAGGGCAAGGCGCCCUAUGGGGGGCUCCCCAAGCGACACAAGCGAGUAGCUCAAAAGGUUAAGCCAACGGCGGUG
Chara braunii is the source of this 3083-nucleotide messenger RNA. NCBI's taxonomy places the organism in Eukaryota, Viridiplantae, Streptophyta, Charophyceae, Charales, Characeae. The record is from the annotation of a GenBank genome assembly.